AUGGCGCUCUCUGGCCCGGAGGUGGAGAAGCAGGCGUCGGAGGAGCCCCAGCCCGGCCGUGAGCAGCAGUCCUGGUGGUGCCUGGUGUCCUUCCUCUGCUUCUACGGCUUCAUGGCCCAGAUGCGGCCUGGGGAGAGCUUCAUCACGCCUUACCUCCUGGGCCCCGACAAGAACUUCACGCAGACGCAGGUCACCAACGAGAUCACGCCGGUGCUGUCCUACUCGUACCUGGCCGUGCUGGUGCCUGUCUUCUUGCUGACCGACUACCUCUGCUACAAGCCGGUGCUGUUGCUGCAGGGCCUGAGCUACGUGUCUGUGUGGCUCCUGCUGCUGUUUGGCUCGACGGUGCUGCACAUGCAGUUCAUGGAGUUCUUCUUCAGCAUCACCAUGGCUGCCCGCAUCGCCUACUCCUCCUACAUCUUCUCGCUGGUGCCCCCUGCCCGCUACCAGCGCAUGGCCAGCUACUCGCGGGCCUCGGUGCUGCUGGGCGUCUUCACCAGCUCGGUGCUGGGCCAGCUGCUGGUCACCAUGGGCAGGGUCCCCUUCUCCACGCUCAACUACAUCUCGCUGGCCUUCCUCACGUUCAGCCUGGUGCUGGCGCUCUUCCUGAAGCGCCCCAGGCGCAGCCUCUUCUUCAACCGCGGAGCGCCCGUGCGUGCCGGGGCGGCGCCCUCCGAGCUGGACCAGAUGAACCCGGGCCAGGCGCAGGCCGCGGGCGCGAAGCCGGGCUGGCCGCCGGCCGCCUGGCGGGACUCGACGUUCGUGCGCAUGCUCAGAGAGCUGGGCCGCGUGGUGCAGCUGCCGCAGCUGCGCCUCUGGUCUGUCUGGUGGGUCUUCAACUCCGCCGGCUACUACCUGAUCGUCUACUACGUGCACAUCCUGUGGAACGUGGUCAACCCCACCACGGACACCACCAGGGUCUACAACGGCGGGGCGGACGCCGCCUCCACGCUGCUAGGUGCCCUCACCUCGUUCACUGCGGGCUUCGUGAAGAUCCGCUGGGCGCUGUGGGCCAGGCUGGUCAUCGCGGUGAUGACGCUGCUGCAGGCGGGGCUGGUGUUCCUCAUGUACAAGACUGACAACAUUUGGUUGUGCUACGCGGCCUUCGUGCUCUUCCGCGGCUCCUACCAGUUCCUGGUGCCCAUCGCCACUUUUCAGAUCGCGGCUUCUCUUUCUCAAGAGCUCCGCGCCCUGGUCUUCGGCAUCAACACAUUCCUCGCCACCGUUCUCAAGACCAUCAUCACCCUCAUCGUCUCCGACAAGCGAGGCCUGGGCCUCCCGGUCCACUCUCAGUUCCUCACCUACUUCGUCUACUUCCUGCUGCUCUUCGCCGCCUACUUCCUUGCCGCCGUGCUGGUGGGCCUGCGCCACUUCAAACAGAGCCGCCACCAGCCCCUGCCGCCGGCCCAGGAGCUGGUGAGUCCCGUGCAAGAGAAGGCCACACAGGACAGAGCCCCGCUCCCAGCCCCGGCGGAUGGUGUGCCUGCCGUGUGA
This is a messenger RNA of Rangifer tarandus platyrhynchus (Svalbard reindeer), 1494 nucleotides long. The record is from the annotation of a GenBank genome assembly. Lineage: Eukaryota; Metazoa; Chordata; Mammalia; Artiodactyla; Cervidae.